Talpa occidentalis (Iberian mole) is the source of this 2412-nucleotide messenger RNA. RefSeq names its product clavesin 2 (gene CLVS2). The transcript is spliced from 5 exons. The coding region runs from base 529 to 1512 and encodes 327 amino acids. NCBI's taxonomy places the organism in Eukaryota, Metazoa, Chordata, Mammalia, Eulipotyphla, Talpidae. Gene Ontology annotation, molecular function: phosphatidylinositol bisphosphate binding. Gene Ontology annotation, cellular component: membrane. The record is from RefSeq and is a predicted model, not a curated record.
CCCCGCCCUGGAGCUCAGCGCUGAAGAGCCUCCUCAUUAUUAAUCAGAAUUCUCAUCGUUAUCCUUGGCAGGCGCAGCCUCCAGCGGGGACCGCAGAAGCAUCACAGUGCAGGGGUGAGAUGUGCGUGGGGCUUGUUUUUGUUACAUCUUGGAAGAGAAGAGGACUGUACCAGGAUCAGCAUCUUCCGUGCUGGGUGGGAUUCGGAGUGGUUUGUUAGAAGGGAGAAGGACUAAGAAGUGGAGUGCUGGGCCCGCCAGAGGUCCACAUCCCUUUAAAGCAAAAGGAAGAGGGAGCCACAUCUGGAUGUUGUUUUUUAGGGAACAGGGAAGAAGUUUCUAUCCUUCAUAGAAAACCUGUGGGGAAGCAGGAGCAACAGGGUAAUUGAUUGGACACCCAGAGAAAUAAUUUCCUGUGAAGAAGAGGAAGCAGGCGGCAGCUGGAGUGUGGUGGUGGCCAGGGCUAGGUUUGUUGUGGGACAGUCAGCAAGGUCAGCAAGAGGAAGGGAAGCCUGAGGAACAGGCAGAACAAUGACUCAUUUACAAGCUGGUCUCUCUCCUGAGACCCUGGAAAAAGCUCGCUUGGAGCUCAAUGAGAACCCAGACACCCUCCACCAGGACAUCCAGGAGGUGAGGGAUAUGGUCAUCACCAGGCCGGACAUUGGCUUUCUGCGCACGGACGAUGCCUUCAUCUUGCGCUUCUUGAGGGCCAGGAAGUUUCAUCACUUUGAGGCCUUCCGUCUCUUGGCCCAAUACUUUGAGUAUAGGCAGCAGAACCUGGACAUGUUCAAAAGCUUCAAGGCCACUGACCCUGGCAUCAAACAGGCCCUGAAGGAUGGCUUUCCCGGGGGCCUGGCCAAUCUGGACCACUAUGGCAGGAAGAUUUUAGUGCUUUUCGCUGCCAACUGGGAUCAGAGCAGGUACACACUGGUGGAUAUUUUGCGUGCCAUCUUACUUUCUUUGGAAGCCAUGAUUGAAGAUCCUGAGCUUCAAGUGAAUGGAUUUGUUUUGAUCAUAGACUGGAGUAACUUCACCUUCAAACAAGCCUCUAAACUUACACCAAGCAUGCUUCGAUUGGCUAUCGAAGGCCUUCAGGAUAGCUUCCCAGCACGAUUUGGAGGAAUUCAUUUUGUCAAUCAACCAUGGUAUAUCCAUGCCCUAUAUACUGUUAUUCGACCUUUCCUAAAGGAGAAGACUAGGAAAAGGAUAUUUUUGCAUGGAAAUAAUCUGAACAGCCUACACCAACUAAUUCAUCCUGAGAUCCUGCCCUCUGAAUUUGGGGGAAUGCUACCCCCUUAUGACAUGGGAACAUGGGCCAGAACACUGCUAGACCACGAAUAUGAUGAUGACAGUGAAUACAACGUGGACUCCUACAGCAUGCCUGUGAAGGAAGUAGAAAAGGAACUGUCCCCCAAGUCCAUGAAGAGAUCUCAAUCAGUAGUGGAUCCUACAGUACUAAAACGCAUGGAUAAAAAUGAGGAAGAAAACAUGCAACCUUUGCUCUCUCUGGACUGAUCACUUCUCCCCAUGGAUUAGAAAUGGAAGGUACUUGUGUUCAGCAACAGGGACAGCACUGUGGAGGAAUUACCAGCUGGGUAUUUACUUAAUCAUGUUAAUGUAGCAUAGUAUAUAAUAAGGCAUCAGGCUUUCCGAUUAGCCUGAACCAUGGGUGCCCUGCUCUGGGUUAACAAAAAAAGUCAAUAAUUUAUUCUGUAAGUGCCAAGUUCUUUGUAAAUACAGUGUAAUCUUCAUGUCAACUUUGUAAAUUUUGGUAGUAACUUAAACUGCAAAAGAUUGGCUCAUAAGUUCACGCCAGUGUUAUGAACUAUAAGAAAACACAGAAAAGACACAUGAAGAGUCCACGCUCAUUAAAUGCAGCCGUUUCCUAUGAAGCCAUAUUUCAGCUAUCAUAGUGAUUGUUUCCUUGUUUUCCUCUGAGACUCUGUCAUGUUCAAAUGUACUUUUAAUGGGCACAGGGAACUAGAUGAUUCUAGGAAAUUAUCAUGAUAAAUGUAUUUUCUGUCUAGUGACUUUCAUUUCACAGAAAAUGUGUCCUAGCAACUAUCAGACUAUCACCGGCCUUGCAUUUUUGAAACAAAGAAUGACAGAUAAGUUAGCAAACUGAACACUUGAACUCUUUCAUGGUGUUUGAAUCCUAGAGUUUUCUGUAAAGAUGUGUUCCCUCUAUUAAGAUGUGUAAUUCUGAAAGAGAGCAGAUUCUUUUUAAACUGCUGUCUUCACAGUGGGAAUUCAAGUCCCUAUUAUAUCUCUAUUAGAGGUACUUGAAGAGCAUUAAAAACAAAAAUAAACUCCUUGAUCAAAAGAAAAAGAACUAACAUGUGAAUAGUAUUUGACAGCUAAAUUUGAGCAUAAAAUUUGCCAUUUACAGAUUAGGGGCUAAUUUCUAAUUCUUGU